Molecule: messenger RNA, 2763 nt
Organism: Babesia bigemina
Lineage: Eukaryota; Apicomplexa; Aconoidasida; Piroplasmida; Babesiidae
Product: ribosomal protein S9, putative
Exons: 2
Coding region: 1-2763 (920 amino acids)
Biological process (GO): translation
Cellular component (GO): mitochondrial small ribosomal subunit; ribosome
Molecular function (GO): structural constituent of ribosome; RNA binding
Source: RefSeq, a predicted model, not a curated record
AUGGCGGCGACCUAUCGCAUACGCCGUGUGGAAGACACUCCGUGGCACGGUAUAGCCGGGCAAUAUGCGCGUUGCGGCGCGGAGUUUGGUUUUAUAGUUGCGCCUGGCUCAGACAGAUGUGACAUAAGACAUACGUCGCACUGGCGAUUCUCACACACGGCUUCUACUACUCAGCGCAGGGGUUCGUUUCAGCGCGUACACGACGAUGAAGGCGCGCCAGACAGCCUGCACAGACCACUGUGCCUGUAUGCCAGGCCAAAAAAGAACAAGGUGGAAUCCUCGAACACAGACGAGCCGCAGUUAACGGCACAAGUGCCGGAUGAAGGUGCCGGUUCACCAAAAGCUGCCGAAUGCGCGGACGACAAGGCGGUAGUUAAUGAGGGAACGGAUGUGGGAGUCCCUGCUGAUGUAACUGCUGCCGCGAAGCGCAAGAGGGGUCGACCCAGAAAGGUGAAGGUCGAGGACGAUGCUGCAGCUUCAGCUACCGACGGCAACAAUUCCACACCAGAAAUUACGGAUGAUAAUGCGUCUGCAGAACCAGAUAUCACCGGUACAGAUCCUGCAGAUGUGGUCAUGUCUGCUACCACCUCAGAUGAAGAUGUGACACAACAACCCGUUGGUGAUCACCAGGACACCGUCAUUGGCACAAACCCGGAAAUUCACGCAAACCAGGAAAUUCACGCAAGCCAGGAAAUUCACGCAAGCCAGGAAAUUGAUACAAACAGGGAAAUCGGCACUAGUCAAGAUGACCAUGUGGAUGUUGAGGUUUCGGAUGGUAGUGCCCAGGAUAGUGAAGUAGAGCGACACGACGUGGUUGAUACUGCUACGGAGGGUAACGACGAAAUUGCUGAGGCUAUACCAACUGAGGAUGAUGAAGCUGCUACGGUGAUAUCAACUGAGGAUGAUGAAGCUGCUGCGGUGAUAUCAACUGAGGAUGAUGAAGUGGCUGAGGUUGUACCAACUGAGGAUGAUGAUGAUGAAGUUGCUGAGGUUGUACCAACCGAGGAGGGUGAAGUGGCUGAGGUUAUAUCAACUGAGGAUGAUGAUGAUGAAGUGGCUGACGUUAUAUCAACUGAGGAGGAUGACGACGACGAAGUGGUAUCAGUUACAGAAGGGGUGGGGAGUGUAGCAGAAAUAGAGGUCACCACUGAGGACGAAGAAGGUACGGACGAACAGGGGAAAACGGACGCGUCAGCAGCAUCUGAUGCGGAAAGUGCUAAAAGUGCGGAUAAAUCCGGUGUAAAAGGUCCUCGGACCUUCUUGCAAAGGUUGGAGGAGCAACUGGCAUCGAGGAAAACCAGGCUCCCGGAAUCCUUUUACGCAGAGGAAGUGUACAGCACAUUCGACAACACGAAGCUCCCGGAGGGGUGUAAGACGCUGAUGGACUUUUUCAACCUGCCGAAGAACUUCGACUUCAAAAGCAUGGUCGACCUCUCCCUCCACGGCACGGACUCGUUGGAGACGCUGGGUGUCUACGGCACCGACAAGCCGCAGAAGCUGGAGGAGCCGGUGUACUCCGGCAAGUACCCGGACAGCUUCUUCGAGACCAUCUUCCACUACGAGCCGGAGCCGCGGCGGUACACGACCGCCGAGGGCACCCCGGAAUCCGUGGAGGUCGAUAGGAUGUACUACACCCUCAAGGGCAAGCGGCCCGGUGACAUAGUGCCCCCCGAGAGGCAGUCGCCCGUGGAAAAGAUAAGGGAGCACUACCUGAUGUUCGACGUGCACGACCACCUCAAGCACUACCUGACCCACCUGAACCAGUACAACUACCGAGUGCUGAGCAGCCACCACAAGAGGGACGACACGCUGAACCACUACCUCAACAACGAAUACAUACAGUACAUACCCAAGAAGUUCCCGCCCGAGCCGGACCACACGGAGAAGAUCAGGGCGUACUUCAUGGACAUUUUGCCCGAGCUGAUGGACACGCUGGUCAACCUCAUCAAAAACGACCCCAACAAGGACCGGACCCCGUCGCCGCCGUUGCACGACAUGAGCUUCGCGCCGGGUUUCCAACUGCCGGACUACAUGCAGCGCGGCUACGAAACCGACGACGAGCGAACCAGCGGGUUCGAGGAGAAGGACUACCUCAGGUUCUCCAGCCUCCAGGGGCUGCACGACCCGGAGAGGCACCUGCACUACCCAUACGCGGACGUGGAGCCGCUGUACCAGCGCCAGCUGCUGUCCACGUACCUGGACUUGGUCAAGACCGGCGAGCUGGGCGAACCCGAUACCUACAAGAAGUUCAAGUCGCAGGCCGCCAGCAUCAGGAACGAGCUGUACACCGACCGCACGAGGCUCCCCCAGGAGAUAUACGGCCGCGCGGGGUCCAAAGAGGCUCGGAAACCGAUCGAACGAACCACCCGGCUGACCAAGGUGUACGAGCGCGGGGGCCGGAAACGCAGCGUCGCGCUCGUGUACCUGGAGCCGGGCAACGGGCACAUCAUCAUCAACAACAGGGACGGGUACCAGUACGUCCGGUACAGCGCGCAGCGCAUCAGGGAGAUGCUGGAGCCGUUGGACGUGCUCUACGCGUACAAGAAGUUCAACAUCGUCGCCGUUGCGCGCGGCGGCGGCAUAUCCGGGCAGACCGGCGCCAUUAGACACGCGCUCGCCAGGUACCUCACGAAGGUCCUGGCGCCCAAAAUCGAGCCGUACCUGUCGAUGCGCGACCUCACGAAGGCGGAUACGCGGCAGGUCGAGCGGAAGAAAACCAACCUGCGCAAGGCGCGUAAGGAGGAGCACUACUCCAAGCGUUAG